CGGUGAAUAAAAAAGGCGGGGCGAGUUAGGCGCGCGAUGUCAGCAGUUUGAAAGAAAAAAUGGCGGAAGAAUCCUCGUCCGCUGAUCAACACUGUUGCGGGCCUGUCGCCGCUGCGGAAGGCACGAGCGAGGUCAAGCAGUCACCCAAGCGCUGUUCAUCCCCCGCUGCUCCAGAGGGCAUCCCUCCACAAAAAUCACCCCGCGUUGAAAUCCUGUUACCCGGCACACAGAAGCUCAAUGCUGGAGAAGAACAUCGGGACACAGACAUGCUGGGAAUAGCGUCAGGAAGCACAGAGGAACCUGAAUCCUGUCCGCCUGCAAGGUCCACUGCACGGAGGAAAUCAUGGAGAAGAGCCACCUUGACAAGGCGCUCCCUGUCCGCACUUCCCAAUCCGUAUCAAACUUUGUGCAAGCCCAUCAGCAUGUCCUUAUCACAACAAGAGAGGUUGAGUGUAUUGAUGAAGGCUGCAAUGGAGCUGGCCACAGAUAGACUUCACAAUUCGCUCCAGUCAGUGCCAAAUUCCUCCCCGGAGUCUUUUCAGAAACAAGUUGAGAAGUUGAAGAAAAAGUGCAAAUCCGUGGCCAAGAGCAUAAGCAGUGAACAACAGAAUCAAAGGAUUGGUGAGCAUGGAGCACGGACAGCUAUGGUGAUCGAAAAUACUAUUAACAGGAUUGAAGCUGAAAGUCAGUCAUGGGGAGAACUCGCACUCAAACACCAGAGUAAGGCAGAAGAAUUAGAAAGGAAACUGGCUCAGGGCCAAAAGGAACCCAUCGCUUUAGACCACGCGUGUGUGGCCCAGUCCUCACAGUACCAGUUAAUUCGGAGUAAACCUGACUACCGUGACCUCCUCUGUAGGCUACAGUCCACGCUGCGAACUACGGCAACUCUUGUGAUGGACGCCCAGUGUCAACUCGCACGAGAGCUUCAGUCCGUCAAGGAGUUGUCACAGUUGGUGGUGAAAGAGACCAGUGGCCGUUUAGCCGCUCAAGCAGGAUUUCAGGAUCUUUCUACCAAUGUCAUUCAGGACCUAAUCAGUGCUCCGUUUACAUCCUCAAGCACACAGUCACAUUAAAUAGACCAUGUAUGAAUUGUGUAUAAAGAAAAAAAAGCCUGUUUUUAAUUCGCGUGUUUUAUUUUGCGAAUAAUGGGGGCGGGGGGGGGGGGAUCCUACGCUUGAUCAUGUAAAUAGUCUGUGUUGAUAAUUGAUGUAAUUCAUGCAAGCGUCCAGCUGGUGGCAGUGGCUGUCCUGCAAACAUUUGUUUCAAGCAUGGGGCCUCUGUUCUCUCUUUACAAAAUGCCUUCUCACCUCUUAAAAAAAAAAAAAGAAAGAAAAAGAAGCCUCAAAGACAUGACUGUCAUGAAAGCACACACGCAUGUUGGUUCAAAGAAAAAAUACGUUUUUCGGGUUUUAUGAUCCGGAGUCCACAAAUAUUCAGGUAUUGUGUUAAGAAUACAGUAGUUACAUAUCCAGAGAUGUUCUUUUUUUGUUUAGUUUUUUCAUACUUGCACACAUAAGAGUCGACUCCGAGCAUACAGUCGAUGGUGUAAAUUUUAAAACGAAUAAAGCAUGUAUACUUAGAAGUACAGUACCAUGCUUCCUCAGCCUGUUUUAUAUUUCUAUUUCUUGCCCGGGCUCUUCCUCGGGCCCGUUCGACUCUCCCUUUAUCUUUUGGUGCUGCAUCUAUUUCACUUCAUCAGUGUCCCCUGACCAUUCAAGAGAAAGCCCCUCCCCCCACAGUGACUCACCCCCAUUCUCUUGCAUUUGGCUGGGUCGCUGAGGCAGAACGAAGCUUUUGACAUUGUACCAGUCAGUCAGAAGCUUUGUUUGCUAUCACUCCGAUCUCCUGGAACUAUUCACUAAUUAAUGUUCCUGAGUAAUUUGUAAUUUGUAGGGGUGCAGCACGAAGAAGAGGGAAUGUCUCUUUUCCUCCUCUGUCGUGUGCGUGCGCUGGUGGUUAUGAUCUUGACUAGAGCGGGGGUGACAUUUUCAGUGGGAUGGUGUUCAAGGGGGCUGACGGGAGAAGAGGGACAGGCGAGGAGGAAAAAAGACGAGCAGGGUUGUGACCGUGAGAGUUGUGAGCGAGGGAGGAUGGCGCACAGCAGGAGAGAUCGAUUCUUAUUUAGAUGAAAAUGAGGCUCGAUGCUCGUGGGGUGAGAGGAGGGCACCUUAAGCAUCCAAAUGAAUAGGAAGUUUCACAGAAAUGAUCCUUUAAAUGAAUCGACAACAAUUAAAAAAGAAAAAAAAAGUGCAAGGUCCACAAAGGCACUGUCAUCUCUUCACUUGCAAGGAAGCUUUUCUGUGGGCAGUCAAAUGCAAUUACUUUGGCAUUAGAUGGUAAUCCUUACGGCUUGUCACUCAAAAAGUGUGAGGGACAAAACACUCGAGCCAAACCUCAAUGGCCCGUUUAGGAGUUAAGUGUUUGCUUUUGAACUAUUUGAUAAAAGGUGAGACAUGGCUCACCUUCUUGUUUGUAGACUCACAAUGAAAGCAAGCAAGCUUUGUUAUGGAGUCGAGCGUUUAUUUUACAAGAUUG
This is a messenger RNA of Hippocampus comes (tiger tail seahorse), 2535 nucleotides long. It is a transcript of the gene dsn1, whose product is annotated as DSN1 component of MIS12 kinetochore complex. Gene Ontology annotation, biological process: cell division; chromosome segregation. The record is from RefSeq and is a predicted model, not a curated record. Gene Ontology annotation, cellular component: MIS12/MIND type complex. The transcript is spliced from 11 exons. The coding region runs from base 60 to 1073 and encodes 337 amino acids. NCBI's taxonomy places the organism in Eukaryota, Metazoa, Chordata, Actinopteri, Syngnathiformes, Syngnathidae.